GUCCCUGUCCCCACAUCAGUUGUCAUGACCACCAUGACUCCUUUCAGCGCCUCAGUCAAUGCCAUACGGGAGCUGCUGCCUUCACUCCUGGCACUGUCACUGCCAGCCAGCAUGGGGGGGCACUGCCCCAGCAGUCCCUCUCUGAAGGAGCUGCUGCCUUCACUCCUUGCACUGUCACUGCCAGCCAGCAUGGGGGGGGCACUGCCCCAGCAGUCCCUCUCUGAAGGAGCUGCUGCCUUCACUCCUUGCACUGUCACUGCCAGCCAGCAUGGGGGGGGCACUGCCCCAGCAGUCCCUCUCUGAUGGAGCUGCUGCCUUCACUCCUUGCACUGUCACUGCCAGCCAGCAUGGGGGGGGCACUGCCCCAGCAGUCCCUCUCUGAUGGAGCUGCUGCCUUCACUCCUUGCACUGUCACUGCCAGCCAGCAUGGGGGGGGCACAGCCCCAGCAGUCCCUCUCUGAUGGAGCUGCUGCCUUCACUCCUUGCACUGUCACUGCCAGCCAGCAUGGGGGGGGCACUGCCCCAGCAGUCCGUCUCUGAUGGAGCACUGAUGGUGGGCAGCAAACCCCUGUCUCGUGUGGCCAGCGGGGCAGAGCAUUACCCAGAGACAGUGGAGGCCCUGAGGGAUGUGGGCAGGCUCAGGGAGAGACACAACACCCUGGAGACCAGAGUAGAGCUGCUGGAAGCAGGCAAGGCCGACCAGGCCCAGCUCCAGCACCUCCGGGAGCUCCUCACUGACUUGGGUGACAGGGAUGUGCCUGACAAACUGUUGGAUCAACUGAAUCAUCUGAGAGUUCUGGUCGACAGCCUGAUGGGUGACAGAGCCAAGCUGGGAGAACUGGAGCAGCUGAUUCUGAACAUAGGAACAGUUCAGGGCUCAGAGGGAGGCUCAGAAACAGCCAAAGGGUCAGACAGUGAGGACUCCCCUGACUCUCCUAAGCAAGGACAGCUCAGACUGCAGAUAUUAUACCUCAGGAACGCAGUGCAGAAAGUGGAGGAAGAGGUGCUACUGCUGAAGACUGAGAACACCUCAGCCAAGGCUGAACAGAAGACCAAGAAAGACAGACAGCUACAGGAUCAGAUGGACAACCUGCGAGGCAUGCUGGAGGACAUGAUGGCGUCCUCCUCCUCGCUGCUCUCCCAGAGCCUCCAGCAGGAGCCCCAGGGGUCAGAGCAGGGCCAGGGCAGCGGGCAGGCAGGCGGGCAACAAGGCUCCACGUGCCCCUCCUGCUCUGUAGACGUGAGCAGGAAGGUCAGCCAGCUGUUCCAGCGCUAUGAGAAUCUGCAGGGCCUGGUUAGCAGAUUCAUGAAUCAGCAGGGAGGAGGCAGACCUGGAGCAGAGAGCUCUGAGCUGAUGAAUGACGUUCAGGGAGCCAUCAUGCAACUGCAGGCUGAGUGUGAGAAGCUCCACGGCACAGCCAACCACCCGAUUGAGGAGCACAGCCAGAAACAGGUCCACAUCGACCAUCUGUACAAGUCCAUGGAAGAACUGGACGAGAAGAAAGCUGACAAAGAGCUUGUGGAGAUGGAGAUUGAAAUCAAAGCAGACAAGCGUGCCCUGGAGACCAAGGUGAGCCGCAUGCAGUUUGACUCCAUGACAGAGGAGCUCAACACCAUGUUCCAGGAGCUGCUCAGCAAGAUCACCGGCCAGGAGCAGGACUGGCACAAAAUCAUUGACAAAAUCUCCACCGAGAUGGAGUGCAAGCUGGACCGGAUUGAGCUGGGUCCUGUGAAGAAGCAGCUGGAGGACCGCUGGAAGAGCAUCCGUAAGCAGCUGCAGGCCCAGCCUGCCCCGAAGGAGGACGACGCUGCAGGCAUCAGGAAACAACUAGUGGCAAGGUUCCACUGCAUCUCCUGCGACCGCCCAGUCGAUAUGCUUACCCCAGGACCACACUUAGUCACCGUGCCCUCCACUCCUGGCCUACCCUCCCACAAGUCCAACCGACCGUACACCAUCUAUGAGCUUGAGCAGGUUCGCCAGCACUGCAGAAGCGAGCGCAUCCCUGAGAUGGCGGACUACAGUUACCUGGCCAUGUCCCUGAGCUGUGGAGGCAGCCACACCGUGACCUACCCCAACCGCCGCUACACCCGCCUGCAGCACUUCAGCCACUUCCUCCAGGCUGAGGAGGAGACACCGCCCAUCUCCAGCUCCCCACUGCGCAUUCAGCCGGAGGAGGUGGACAUCCUGGGAUUGGACGGACAUAUCUACAAGGGCCGCCUGAAAACCAGAUCGAUCAAGACUGUGGAUGCCAGACUACCCACCAUCUUUCCUAAAGACGGUACAGGGUUCUGGACUGGGAUUAUAUUCAGCUCUACUCUACAGUACUGUGUAUUUUUAGAGUAGAAUUACAUGUAUUGAAAAGAAAAUGGAAUCUGGACAAUUGUGAACAAAAGCUAGACUACUUUGAUUUGAUUUGAUUUGACUACUUAAUUCAUGUUACUCAAUUCAAGCAACUGCAGUGCAGUAAAACUAUUCCCACUGGUCCAUUUUGUAUUUUUAUGCCAUCGCUCCAAAAAGUCACCUAAUGUUAAGUGUGACAUGUCUGCAUGCUGUGGGCAGCUGUCAUGGUCCGGGCCUGGGAGAGAGGUGAUGUCCAGACUCCAGUUCUGACAGCCCAUAUGGACUCCUCAUUGACAGUGAAGCACACUUCCGAGGAUUCACUGUCACCCCUGGGUCCAGUUACACAACGUGUCUUAAGAUGAUGUUCACACCGUGCCGUCUGUCCAGGCCCCAACUGCCCUUAGCCUGUUUCCUCUCUCUCGCUCCCUGGACCAUGUGUCCAGAGUUGGACUCGCAGUGCAGGGAUGCAGAGAUAAAGAGUAAAGUGGGGAGGAAGAGUGAGGGGGGACAUCAUGGGGAAGUGGGAGGUGAAGGGUCAGGAGAGAAUGGGGAGGAGACUGAAAAGUUGGGGUGGGUUGAGAAAGAAAGUGGGCUGUUUGGUUGGGAAUGAGAAUUUGAGGAGGGAUACAGUACAGUGUUAAAGUGGUGUAUGAUGAAGGAUUAGGAACGAGAGUCUGGAGAAGGACGAGGGUGAGGAGAUUUAGGGAAGGAGAGAGGAGCUUAGUUUAUGGGAGGGAGUAUUUUAGGAGGGUUUAAGGAAGUGAGUUAGCAAUAAGAAUGGGCUGCACUGGGGUUGGGGGAGGGGCACUGGUUGGUAUAGUGUUCCACACUGGAAAUAACCCAAUGUUACUAUGUUAUAGAAGAUUAGGCCUGGUGUCUGUAACAGACUGUAAAUAUAACCUGGGGUAACACUGCUUGCAUUCCAUCAUUUCUAUCUUAAUAUAUUUUUCAUCUGUUCAUACAAAUCAAGCCCUGAAGGAAGAAAGAGGGAGAUGUGCUGUCCUGUUUUAUGCCUGGGAUUUGGUCUUGUGAUUCCCAGUAAUUUAUGAGGCCAUUGAAUGAGUCAAAAUAGUAUUGAAAGAGUAUUUUUCUCAAGACUUGGAAGAAGGUGUGUAGGUACAAUAUGGGAAUGACAGGACCCCACCACACCCAUAGCCAUGUCAAGGUCGCGAUGUGACAUUGCUGUUUUAAUGACAGCAGGCAUGUGCAAUAGCAAAGACAAGAUCAUGUGCUCCCAGUUCCAGAAGCCUGGCUGCACAGAGCCGGGCUGUGUGACCCCUGUGCGACCCCAGAGUGCCAAGACCCAGCGCAGCCGCUCAGCCUCAGGCAGCUCUGUGCGGGACCGGCCCAUGUCUUCUUUAGGCUGCCUGUCCCAGGCUACCCUUCCCCAGAGCUCGUCCCAUGCUGACACCACCAGCGAGCUGCUGCAGCAAGAUCUGGAGCUUCACGUGGACCUGAGCCAGUCGGAGGAAGAGCCCGUCAUCAUCCUGUAGGGGGUGAUGGAGAGCCCCACACACCUUAUUUUAAUAAACCAUUUACAGCAGCACCAGGAGGGUAUCCUGGUCUCCAUUUUGUAACGGAGCAUACAGACGUUGUGAAAAUCAAUUCUGAUAUUAGUCAGUUAGGUUAUUUAUGGAUUGUAAUGGAAGAACACAAUUCUUGGACCUAUGAACACUGUUUCCAUGCAACAAAAUAGCUGAGUCACAUUUUCAAAGUGUAGCUUUACAGGUCAGAUACCUUACGGGUGGCUACAUUACGAUUUUGGUUUAUGAUGCCUGAUUUUCAAUGACCUUCAUAGAGAAGCUUUCGGGCAGGUGACCUCAAAUACCAGACUGUUUGGAUGCAGAACAAUACCCCUAUGGAGCAAAUCAUUUGACAUAUAGGGUCUUAUAGAGCGGUAUCAUUAAGGGCUUGAAAUGUCUUCCCUCUCACAGACCCAAUUCUCUAGACAGUUUCCUAGAAGAAGGGGCUUUGCUUACACACAUUUUGUGUCAAUGAGAAAUAUGAUGUAUAUCUAUCUCUAUCCAUGCCUUACACACUCAGUGGCCAGUUUAUUAGGUACACCCAUCUAGUACCGGGUUGGACCUCCCUUUGCCUCUAAAACACCCUGAAUUCUUCAGGGCAUGGAAACAUUGCUCAAUUGGUAUCAACUUUGCCAGGAACACGUUCCCCACACCAUUAUACCACUGCCACCAGCCUGUACCGUUGACAGCAGGCAGGAUGGGGCCAUAGACUCAUGUGGUUACGCCAAAUCUUGACUCUGUCAUCAGCAUGAUGCAACAGGAACCGGGAUUUGUCGAACCAGGCAACGUUUUUCCACUCAUCAAUAGUCCAGUGUUGGUGAUCGCGUGACAACUGGAGCUGCUUGUUUUAAGCUGAUAGGAGUAGAACCUGGUGUGGUCGGCUGAUGCAAUAGCCCAUCCGUGACAAGGAUCAAUGAGUUGUGCAUUCGGUCGCUUAGGUCACUCGUUUUUCCCAUUCUAAUGUUCAUUCGAACAUUAACUGAAUUGCUGGAUUCCUGUCUGCCUGUUUUAUAUAGCAAGCCACGGCCUCCUGACUCGUGAACGAGGUGGUGUACCUAAUAAACUGAGUAUAAGUGAUCCCUUUCAUAGCAUUUGGACUUAUUCAGGAGUAAUGAUGCUACUGAAAGGUAUUUCAGGAGAGUAUUUAAGACAGGCAGUUAAUCUGAAUGUAAGAUUUCCAUUGGUAGAUGUAUCUUUGUUUUCAAAGAUAAAUGGGCCUUCAUGGAAUAUGUGAUGUAUGUGUCAUAUGAUGUCCAUAUAACUGUUAUGUGAACAUAUGUUGACUCAUUGACUGUCUGCAAUGAAUUUGACUUGUUGUACGUAAAUAUAUCUGUACUGUUCUACACAA
Messenger RNA from Oncorhynchus kisutch (coho salmon), 5212 nucleotides. RefSeq names its product glutamine-rich protein 2. The transcript has 14 exons. Lineage: Eukaryota; Metazoa; Chordata; Actinopteri; Salmoniformes; Salmonidae. Bases 461 to 2344 code for a protein of 627 amino acids. The record is from RefSeq and is a predicted model, not a curated record.